AUGGACAGAAAGCUGCGACACGUGCUGAUUUUCCUUCUCAUCAUCCUGAAGGAGCCCAACAUGCCAGAAGCUGGCUGCUACUGUAGACCAUCAUGGUGCAAUUGCCGCAAAGAAGAUCUCACCAGCAUCCCUCAGAACCUCCCAACAUCCAUCUCUGAGAUAAUGUUAACAAACAACCAGAUAACUGCCAUCUCUUCUGGUGCAUUUUCUAAUCUGCCCAAGCUAGAAAAAAUGCCCCUGUCCCGCAACCAGAUAGCUACCAUCCCUUCUGGUGCAAUUGCAAAUCUGCCCAAGCUACAAGAGUUGUACAUGACCCACAACCAGGUAAAAUACAUCCCUUCUGGUACAUUUGCAAAUCUGACACAGCUACAAGUGUUGUUCUUGUUCCACAACCAGAUAACUACCAUCGAGUCUGGUGCAUUUGCAAAUCUGACACAGCUACAAACGUUGGCCCUGGACCAAAACCAGAUAACUACCAUCCCUUCUGGUACAUUUGCAAAUCUGCCCAAGCUACAGCGUUUGGGCCUGUCCUACAACCAGAUAACUACCAUCAAUUCUGGUGCAUUUGAAAAUCUGCCACUUUUAAAUGGUUUGGGACUUCGCAACAACAAGAUGACGGCCAUUCCCCUGUCAGUCUUCUGCUUCUUGCCUUCUACUAUCAAAAUAGAGCUUGGCAGGAACCCCUGGCAGUGUGACUGUAAGAUGGCCCCCUUCAAGCUAAUCCAUGAAUUUAAGAACCAGAUAAUUUGUGCCCAACCCGCCAAACUUCAGGGACAGAAGCUUGCGCAUGUCGACCCUAAAGAAUUGAUAUGUAAAGAGCCAACCAUAUCACCACUAACUGUUCAUAGCAGUUCAGCUGCAGUGUCCACAUCUUCAUGGGAAGAGGUAGGUUUCGGUCGAGAAGUGGUGAGAAUGCCCGUCUCCUCGGGCAGAAGAUGCAGAAAUGGUCGAAACGACACGAUGUACAAGCACACUCGUUCCUCGUGUGAGAUCAGAGUUUCCGAGAUCAGAGUUUCCGAGCUGUAUACGUGCUGGCCCCAUCCCGGGGAGGUUGCCGGCAGCCAGCCCGGCGCCCCGUGA
This is a messenger RNA of Branchiostoma belcheri (Belcher's lancelet), 1080 nucleotides long. RefSeq names its product carboxypeptidase N subunit 2-like. Bases 1 to 1080 code for a protein of 359 amino acids. Gene Ontology annotation, cellular component: extracellular matrix. The transcript is spliced from 4 exons. Gene Ontology annotation, molecular function: protein binding. The record is from RefSeq and is a predicted model, not a curated record. NCBI's taxonomy places the organism in Eukaryota, Metazoa, Chordata, Leptocardii, Amphioxiformes, Branchiostomatidae.